Molecule: messenger RNA, 3110 nt
Organism: Entrophospora candida
Lineage: Eukaryota; Fungi; Glomeromycota; Glomeromycetes; Entrophosporales; Entrophosporaceae
Source: the annotation of a GenBank genome assembly
UUCUUAGAAUGGAUGUCGAUACUUCGAAAUUGAUGGAUGAUUCGGCCAUUCGUCCUUUAUCUAAAAUACCAGGACCUAAACUUUCCAGAAUUUCCAACUGGUCAAUAAUCACAAGAAAACCUUCCGGAAAGGUUUAUCAAUGGUUUUGGCAAUUACAUAAAGAAUACGGAAGUGUUGUUAGAGUUUCGCCUAAUUACGUCUUAUUUUCUAGUAAAGAAGCCAUUAGACAAAUUAUUGUCACUAAUGAUAUGCCUAAAAGUGAUUCUAUCAAAGGAAUUCGAGCUGAUCGAAACAUCCUAACAUUAUUUUCCGCAAUAGGCCUAUUAUCACCAGCAUUCUCAAUCAGAUAUAUUUCAUCUCUUGAACCAUUAAUGAUUUCAUGUGUAAAAGCCUUAUCAGAAAAACUUCACUCGACAACUAUAAUCUCCAACAAAAAGUUACAAUUAAAUGAAAAUGGAUUACCUAUUGUUAACAUUUAUGGAUUAAUACAAGCUUGUACUCUUGAUAUCAUUGGGGAGGCUGCAUUUGGUGGAUCAUUUCAUAUCGUUGAAAAAGGUACACAUCCUUUGCCCACCAAGAUAUUUUUGGAGUUGAAGAGACGUGUAAUGCGUCAUACAUUUCCUUAUAUGAGACCCUUUUUGAAAAAGGAUCCAUGGACUUAUGAGUUCGUUUCAAAUAUAAUCAAAGAAAGAAAAAAACUUAAUGAAAAAGGCAAAGAAUAUGAUGAUAUAUUACAAAUUUUAAUUGAUGUACGUGACGAAGAGUCGGGAAAACAAUUGACAGAAUUUGAAAUACAAGAACAGGCAAUGGAAUUUUUAAUAGCUGGUAGUGAUACGAGUGGUUAUACAGCAAGUAUGGCAGUAAUAAUGUUGCUUCGCCAUCCAGAUAAAUUAGAUAAAUUAAUGGCAGAACUUGAUGCAGCAUAUCCUCGUAACCCAGAACAACAAACUUUAGUAAUCCCAACACAUAGUUCCUUAAAAAAUCUUAAGCAUCUAAAUGCGGUGUUAAGCGAAGUGUUAAGAUUAUUUCCUGUUUCAAUGGGCGGUGUGAUGAGGCAAACACGUCAAGACACUGUGAUUGAUGGAUAUUUAAUACCAAAAGAUACAAUAAUAGGUGCCUCAAUAUAUCAAGUACAUCAUUCCAAAGAAAUAUGGGGCGUCGAUGCUGAUAAAUUUUCACCUGAAAGAAAUUGCAUCGGGCAAAAUUUUGCAUGGAUGGAAUUAAGAUUGAUAUUGGCAAGUUUAUUAAUAAAUUUUGAAUUUGAAAUGGUCCCUAAUCAAGAUAUAGACAUUAGUCAUUUUAUAACACCAACUUUAACUAGUAAAAAAUUUCAAGAUGUUUUGACAAAUCAGCCUGUUGUCAUUGAUAAUGGUUCUGGUGUAAUUAAAGCUGGUUUUGCUGGUGACGAUCUUCCAAAAUGUUUUAUUUCUUCAUAUGUUGGACGACCAAAACAUGUACGUAUUAUGGCAGGUGCAGUAGAAGGUGAUGUUUUUAUUGGACGUAAAGCUCAAGAAUUACGAGGACUACUUAAAAUAAGGUAUCCAAUUGAACAUGGAAUUGUAUCCGAUUGGGAUGAUAUGGAACCACCACUAAAUCCAAGAAAUAAUAGAGACUCUGCUGCACAAAUGUUUUUUGAGACAUUUAAUGCACCAGCUAUGUUCACGUCUAUUCAAGCUGUUUUAAGUCUUUAUUCUUCAGGUAGAACAACUGGUAUAGUUCUUGAUUCUGGUGAUGGUGUAACUCAUGCUGUGCCAGUAUAUGAAGGAUUUGCUCUUCCUCAUGCUAUUCGUAGAGUUGAUAUUGCUGGCCGUGAUGUUACAGAAUAUUUACAAUUGCUUCUUCGUAAAGCUGGUUAUAACUUUCAUACCACGUCUGAAAAAGAAGUUGUUCGUAUUAUAAAAGAAAAAACUUGUUAUGUUGCAUUGAAUCCAAGUAAAGAAGAAAAGGAUACUAGUAGAGAAUUUAACGAUUUUAUAUUACCUGACGGUAAUGUUGUUAAGUUGAAAACUGAAAGAUUUAAAGCACCAGAAAUUUUAUUCAAUCCAGAAUUAAUUGGACAAGAAUAUGCAGGUGUUCAUCAAGUUGUUGUUGAUUCAAUCAAUAGAGCUGAUUUAGAUUUAAGAAAAUCAUUAUUUGCAAAUGUUGUAUUGUCUGGUGGUUCAACACUUUACAAAGAUUAUGGUACAAGAUUGUUAAAUGAAGUGAGGAAAUUAGCUGUUAAAGAUAUCAAAAUCAAGAUUUUUGCACCACCAGAAAGAAAAUACAGCACAUGGAUAGGUGGAUCUAUAUUAGCAGCUUUAAAAGAAAUAAAAGAUACCAAAUCUAACAAAGAAGCAGAUUCUUCUGAAUUAUUUCCAAUUGUGGGAAUACUGAACAAUUCAUCCGAUCUUUCUGGCUGUGGCCAACAUUCUAAAGAUGGAGGGUCGGGAAAAGGAACUCAAUCAUCUAAAAUAAACGAUAAUUUCGACAUUACUACUAUUUCAAGUGGUGACCUUCUUCGUCGGAAUAUAGCCCAUGGCACAAAAAUUGGUAAAAUUGCUGAAAAAGAAAUUAAACGUGGAGCAUAUGUUUCUGAUGAUAUUAUGAUCAAACUUAUAACCAAUAAACUUUCUACUCUUAAAAAUGAGAAUUGGCUAUUAGAUGGAUUCCCAAGGACUUUAAAUCAAGCAAUAGCUUUAGACAACAAUUUAAAGUUAAAUAAACAGCCAUUGAAUAUGGUUAUUAAUCUUCAUGUGCCCGAAGAAGUUAUCUUGCAAAGAAUAAUUGAUCGAUGGGUUCAUAUACCUUCGGGACGUGUAUAUAAUUUAAGUUAUGAUCCACCAAAAAUUUCUGGAUUAGAUGAUAUAACAUGCGAAAGAUUAUCAAAACGUCCAGAUGAUAAUCCGGAAAUAUUCAAGAUUCGGCUCCAAAAAUAUCAUGAAUUAACAGAGCCUUUGCUGGAAUAUUAUUCGAAACAUAACUUAUUGAUAACAUGUAGCGGACAUACAAGUGAUGAAAUUUAUCCAAAAAUUCAACACGAAUUGAUUAAUAGAUUUGGUACUGGCAUUGAAGAAAACUUUGUUAAUGAACCUAAAGAUGAAAAUGUUUUAGAUGUUGUUAAUUUAAAUUGA